GGCCGGCCCCCGCGGGUAGUGGAGCCCGUUUGUUCCGCCCGCGUCGCGCCUCAAGCCGGAGCCUGUGAGGAGCGGAAGGGCCGAGGGACGUCUUCCCCGCGCCGCCCCGACGCCAGCGGAGCCGUGGCCCCCUCCCCGCCCUCGCGCUGAGAAUCGCGGGUACCGAUGGACGUGGCCGAGAGCCCUGACCGGGACCCUCGCUCUCCGGAGGACGACGAAGAGGAGCGGCAGGGGCUCUCGGACGAUGACAUUCUGAGGGAGAGCGGCUCCGAGCGGGCCUCCGACGGGGCGGGGGGCCUGGAGGACGAGGGGCACGCGGCCCCGGGGCUGGGCCGGCAGGGGCGGCGGGGGGACGAGGGGGACGAGGAGGACGAGGAGGGGGGGGGCCCCCCCUCCGACGACGAGGACCAGGACGCGGGCAGGGGCCCCGCGAGCCCCCCGCGCGGGGCGGAGGCGGACGGGGGGGAGGAGGAGCGCACGAGCGACCUGAGGGACGAGGCGUCGUCGGUCACCCGGGACCUGGACGAGCACGAGCUAGACUACGACGAGGAGGUGCCCGAGGAGCCCGCGCCCGCGCCGGACGACGAGGCCGACGACGACAGGGGGGCGGGCGCUCCUGGGGCCGGGGGGGCCGCGGGCGCUCACGGCCCGGAAGGCAGGGAGCCCCUGGAGCCCCCCAAGGAGAAGAACAAGGAGGACGACGACGGGGAGCUGGACGACGGGGAGCUGGAUGAUGAUGAUCUGGAGGAGGGUGAAGUAAAGGACCCUAGCGACAGGAAGGUGAGGCCGCGUCCCACCUGCCGAUUCUUCAUGAAAGAUGUUGUGACAGCCUUGUCCACUCCUCUUCCACCAAUAUCACAUUCCUUACCAGUCAGAGGCCAGGUUAAAGGGAACUGCACGUGGGGAAUGAACUGCAGGUUUAUACACCCUGGAGUCAACGACAAGGGCAACUAUUCCUUAAUCACCAAAGCCGAACCUUUCCCGCCUAACGGUGCCCCUCCUCUUGGACCUCACCCGCUGAUGCCUGCCAGCCCCUGGGGUGGGCCCGUAGUUGAUGAAAUUUUGCCUCCACCCCCCCCAGAACCCCCCACGGAGAGUGCCUGGGAACGAGGACUCCGGCACGCGAAAGAGGUUUUAAAAAAAGCAACCAUUCGAAAAGAACAGGAGCCUGAUUUUGAAGAGAAAAGGUUUACGGUGACCAUCGGCGAAGACGAACGGGAGUUUGACAAGGAAAACGAAGUUUUCCGAGACUGGAAUUACCGAAUCACGAGGGAUGUCCGAGACCCAGUCCUGGAGCCUUACGCAGAUCCGUACUACGACUAUGAAAUCGAGCGUUUCUGGCGUGGUGGGCAGUACGAGAACUUCCGGGUGCAGUACACGGAGACGGAGCCGUACCACAAUUACCGGGACCGGGAGCGCGAGCGCGAGCGCGAGAACCGGCAGCGGGAGCGGGAGCGGGAGCGGGAGCGGGACCGAGAGCGGGAGCGCCGGCAGCGGGAGCGCGAGCGCGAGCGCGAGCGCGAGCGGGACAAGGAGCGGCAGCGGAGGAAGGAAGAGUGGGAGAGAGAGCGAGCCAAGCGCGACGAGAAGGACCGACAGCACAGAGACCGCGACCGGGAGAAGGAGCGCGAGAAGGAGAAGGAGAAGCCGAAGCCCCGCUCCCCGCAGCCACCCAGCCGUCAGACUGAGCCACCGAAGAAGGAGGCCAUUGCUGCAGGCCCGCAGGUGAAGCGAGCGGAUGAGUGGAAGGACCCCUGGCGUCGGUCCAAGUCUCCCAAGAAGAAGCUCGGGGUGUCCGUCUCCCCGAGCCGGGCCCGGAGGCGUCGGAAAACAUCAGCCUCGUCGGCCUCUGCCUCCAAUUCCUCCAGGUCGUCGUCGCGGUCGUCCUCGUACUCGGGCUCUGCGUCGUCCCGCUCGCGCUCCCGCUCGUCGUCCUACAGCUCCUACUCCAGCCGCUCCUCCCGGCACAGCUCGUUCUCAGGCAGCCGCUCCAGGUCCCGGUCCUUUUCCUCGUCCCCGUCCCCGUCCCCAACGCCUUCCCCACACAGACCUUCCGUCAGAACCAAGGGGGAGCCAGUCCCGCCUCCUGGGAAAGCAGGAGAGAAGUCCGUGAAGAAGCCAGCCCCACCUCCAGCGCCGCCACAGGCCCCUAGGACCCCUGCCCCGGCGCCCGAGCCUGCCAAGCCGGGGGACCCUCGGGAAGCCAGGAGGAGGGAGCGGCAAGCGAGGAGCCCCCCCAGGAGGCGGACCAUCAGCGGCAGCGGCAGCGGCAGCAGCUACAGCGGCUCCAGCUCCAGAUCCAGGUCCCUGAGCGUGAGCAGCGUCUCCUCAGUGUCCAGCGCCACGUCGAGUAGCAGCUCGGUGCACAGCGUGGGCUCAGACGACAUGUACGCAGACCUGGCCAGCCCCGUGUCCUCGGCGAGUUCGCGCUCCCCCACCCCAGCCCAGACCAAGAAGGAGAAAGGAAAGUCCAAAAAAGAAGACGGGGUUAAAGAAGAUAAGCGGAAAAGGGACUCGGCACAGCUGCCCAAGUCCUCGAAGCCCUCUGCAGGCGGCAAAGCCCCGCAGCCCGCGGGCCCCCCGCAAGCGCCCCCCGGGCAGCCCCAGCAGGGCUCCUUCGUCGCCCACAAGGAGAUCAAGCUGACGCUGCUGAACAAGGCGGCUGACAAAGGGAGCCGGAAGCGGUAUGAACCCUCGGACAGAGACAGGCAAAGCCCUCCUCCAGCCAAGCGUGCUAACGUGUCCCCAGACCGAGGUUCUCGGGACCGGAAGUCAGGUGGGAGACUUGGCUCCCCGAAGCCAGAGCGGCAGAGAGGCCAGAAUUCUAAGGCACCCGUGGCCCCUCCAGACAGGAAGCGCCAGCUGUCACCCCAGUCCAAGAGCUCCAGUAAGGUCACGAGUGUGCCCGGCAAAGCCUCAGACGCCGGCGCUGCCACCGCCGUGUCCACCGGCACCAAAUCAGGGAAGGCCAGCACGCUGUCGCGGCGCGAGGAGCUCCUGAAGCAGCUCAAGGCCGUGGAGGACGCCAUUGCUCGCAAGCGGGCCAAGAUCCCCGGGAAAGUGUAGGGGCCCCACGGGCUCGGCCCCCCCGAGUUAGAGACUCUCGUGUUUUUAUAAAUAGGGUAAGCACAGCCGUCUCCGAUUUUGAAGUUAACGUCUAAUUUUGGCUGUGAUUCUUUUUAAAAAUUAAAAAAGGAAAAAAAAAGUUUCUCAGCUGGAAAAGAAGCCACACACGAAAUGAGGGUGAUGCUGAAUCCCACAGGCUCCCCCCGGAAGGCGGGCCGGCCUGAGCGGCCCCAGCCCAGGGCAGGGGGCCCGGAAGGCGGGCGGGCCGGCCGGCGGCAGGAGCAAGGGCGCGGCAUCGGUUUUAUUAAAUUAUACGUCCCAGGCGCCCGGUUCCGCCUGCCCGGUCUGCCUCCCCCACCCUCACCCCGUGCCAGCCAGCCUGCCCCGGGCCGGUCCUCUGCACCCUCCUCCCUGCCCCAGGGCCCCGGGAGCCUGUGCUCCCCACCCGCCUCCUCCCCACCCCGCCGCCCCCAGGGUCAGAAAAUAGAUAUAUAUUCUUGACUGAAGUCCGAUUGGGAAAUAUUUCCUGUCUUUUAUUUUAAGCAUCAGAUUGUUUUAGUUGAUUUAAAAAGGAAAAAAAAAA
This is a messenger RNA of Hyaena hyaena (striped hyena), 3649 nucleotides long. It is a transcript of the gene ZC3H18, whose product is annotated as zinc finger CCCH-type containing 18. NCBI's taxonomy places the organism in Eukaryota, Metazoa, Chordata, Mammalia, Carnivora, Hyaenidae. The transcript is spliced from 19 exons. Bases 166 to 3066 code for a protein of 966 amino acids. The record is from RefSeq and is a predicted model, not a curated record. Gene Ontology annotation, molecular function: metal ion binding.